Molecule: messenger RNA, 754 nt
Organism: Paramecium sonneborni
Lineage: Eukaryota; Ciliophora; Oligohymenophorea; Peniculida; Parameciidae
Source: the annotation of a GenBank genome assembly
AUGUUGAAUUAUUAGCAGCCAGCACUUCAACCAUAAAAUACGACCUAAAAUAACUUAUAAUUUAUUUAUCAAGAAGUGCUUUAAAUGUAACAAAUAAAUGAAACAUUAAAAUAACAUUAAAACACAACAUCCUCUGAAUUAGAAGCACUUAAAAAUAAAUUAGAGUAAAAUAAAACUCACCUAAUUCAAUCUAUUUUUUAAAAAACAGGGUAAGAUAAAUCCAAACCCAAUUAAGUUUAAAAUAUUGGAGAGUUUUAAGGCUAUGUUGUUUAAGUACUUUUUUCAAUAAAUCAUAAAAUAGUUAGAACAGUCAAUGGGUGGCUAAUUAAAAUAGAUUCGAGAUAAAAAUUAAAUCAUCAUCUCAGAAUUAAUUAAAGCCCAUAAAUUGUUAGAAAAAUAUGCUAUCUCAAAAAGAAAAUUAAACAAAAAUUCAGCCAAAGAAUUGGGUCUAAUUUAAGAUAUUGAAGAUUUAAGAGCAAGAGCAUCUAUCAUCAACAAUCGUCUAUAAGAAGUAUUAUAUAAUAUUAAUCAUUUAGCAUGAAAACAAAGUAUAAUUUUCUGAAGAAUAUACUGAUUUAUCAAAAAAUCCAAGAAUUAUUGAUUUUAAUGAGCAAUCUAUUGAGCUCAUUAAGGAAUUAAAAAAAGAUUAUUUAGCUAGCAAAAUUACAUUAGAUAAGAGUCAACACAAUAUUAAAAAUAUGCUUGAAAAUCUAAAUGACACAAAUAAAUAAACAAAAUGAGAUUAUAUAUACAC